CGCAUGCUCCAAGCGCAGUGGCCGCCAUGUUGGAGCAGGAGUGGGCUCGGGUUGUUAUUUUCUGACGCCGUAUGUUUUUUUUUUUCUCCGUGACAAUUAUCCCCUUUCGCACAUAACAUCGUCGGUGUCCGUCAACCGCGCGCGUCGUCCGGCGCCCUGAGCGGCACUUGGCCAUGAUGAACGCCAGCGUCGACCUGUCCCGCCGCAAUCCGCAGGAGGAUUUCGAGCUGAUCCAGAGGAUAGGAAGCGGCACCUACGGAGACGUCUACAAGGCUCGUAAUGUAAACACAGCAGAGCUGGCGGCUAUCAAAGUCAUCAAACUGGAGCCAGGGGAAGACUUUGCCGUUGUCCAGCAGGAGAUUCUGAUGAUGAAGGAUUGUAAGCACUCCAACAUCGUGGCCUAUUUUGGCAGCUAUCUCCGGCGAGACAAGUUGUGGAUCAGCAUGGAGUACUGCGGAGGAGGCUCGCUACAGGACAUCUAUCAUGUAACCGGGCCUUUGUUAGAGUCCCAAAUAGCUUACAUGUCACGGGAGACCCUGCAGGGUUUGUACUACCUUCACAAUAAAGGCAAAAUGCACCGAGACAUCAAGGGCGCCAACAUCCUCCUGACAGACAACGGCUACGUCAAACUAGCCGACUUUGGCGUAUCAGCGCAGAUCACGGCAACUCUGGCCAAGAGGAAGUCGUUCAUCGGAACACCUUACUGGAUGGCUCCGGAGGUGGCGGCCGUGGAGAGAAAAGGCGGCUACAACCAACUGUGCGACAUCUGGGCCGUGGGGAUCACCGCCAUCGAGCUGGCCGAGCUGCAGCCGCCCAUGUUUGAGCUGCAUCCCAUGAGGGCUCUUUUCUUAAUGACCAAGAGUAAUUUCCAGCCGCCUAAGUUGAAAGACAAAGUCAAGUGGACGGACAACUUCCACCAUUUUGUAAAAAUAGCCCUAACCAAGAACCCAAAGAAGAGGCCCACGGCCGAGAAGCUACUCCAGCACCCGUUUGUGUCUCAGCCCCUGAGCAGGACGCUGGCAAAAGAGCUGCUGGACCGGGCCAAAAACCCCGAGCACAACAAUUACAACGACUUUGACGACGACGACCCCGAACCGGAGUCUCCCGUGUCCGUCCCUCACCGAAUCCGCUCCACCAGCAGAAGCACCCGAGAAGGAAAAACUCUCUCUGAGAUCAACUUCGGACAGGUGAAGUUUGACCCGCCGCUGAGGAAGGAGACGGAGCCCCAUCACGAACCGUGUGAUUCUGAGCCCUAUCUGGACUGUGUUGAGGAGCUCUACUAUACCGCGAGAUCUAAUCUGGACUUGCAGUUGGAGUAUGGUCACGAUUCGCCUUGUCUGCUCGGAGGAAACAAGAGUCUUCUCAAAUCGGUGGAGGAGGAGCUGCAGCAGAGGGGCCAUGUGGCACACUUAGGGGAUGAUGAGGAUGAGGAUGAUGAUGAUGGUGCAGAUGAUGAUGAAACUCACACUCAUAAGAUGAACACGAUCCUGAGACCAAAGGUCCCGCCCCCGCUGCCGCCUAAGCCCAAGUCCAUCAGCUCGCCCCAGCCACACCCCAAACAGGACGACAGCCAAUCGCACAGCGAGGAUGACGGCGGCGGCGGGACCAUCAAGCGCUGUCCGGUCCCGCAGACGGCAAGCCCCGCCAAGCCCGCCUCCAACGUGCCCCCGCGGCCGCCGCCCCCGAGGCUGCCGCCGCACCGCCGCAGCAGCCUAGGUAACGAGACCGCGAGCGAGCGCACGGACACGGCGGACACGUCCGCCCCGGAGGACGAUGGCAGCUUUAGGCAUUUCUGGGAGUGGCUCCACACGCCUCACACAGAGGAGGAGCUGGAGGAGGCGUGGGAGGUGCUGAAGGAGGUGAAAGAGGAGCAGGAAAAAGAGAAUGGGGACGAGAGGAACGGCCUGAGCGCUUCACACAACGGCGAGCGCAGCAGUCCUGCAGAUAGACAACAGUCCACGAUGCCCCCUAGUGUCCCCCUACGGAAGGACAAGAAGGAUGUCCCGAUGCCAAGUAGCAACGGGCUCCCACCGACACCUAAAGUCCAUAUGGGCGCGUGUUUCUCCAAGGUGUUCAACGGCUGCCCUCUCAAAAUCCACUGCGCCACUUCCUGGAUCAACCCUGACACUAGAGAUCAGUAUUUGAUAUUUGGCGCUGAAGAGGGAAUUUACACACUGAACCUUAAUGAGCUGCAUGAGACCACAAUGGAACAGCUCUUUCCUCGACGCUGCACGUGGUUGUACGUCAUGAACAACAAUCUUCUGUCAGUAUCCGGGAAAGCCUCCCAGUUGUAUUCUCACGCCCUGCCGGGAAUCUUCGACCAGGCCAGACAGUUGCAGAAAUUACCCGUAGCCAUUCCCACACACAAGCUGCCUGAUAAGAUGAUACCCAGGAAGUUUGCUGUUUCCACAAAAAUUCCAGACACUAAAGGGUGCCAAAAGUGUUGCGUGGUGCGCAACCCGUAUACAGGCCACAAGUACCUCUGCGGGGCUUUCCAGUCCCAUGUCAUGCUGCUGGAGUGGGUGGAAUCCAUGCAGAAGUUCAUGCUCAUUAAGACCAUCGACUUCCCCCUGCCGUGCCCGCUGGAGGUGUUUGAGAUGUUGGUGGUCCCGGAGCAGACGUACCCUCUCAUCUGCGUGGCCGUCAGUAAAGGGAGCGAGCUCAACCAAGUGGUCCGAUUCGGCACGGUCAACCCCAACCCCAACGCUACCUCCUCCUGGUUCACAGAGACGGACACGCCUCAGACAUGCGUGAUCCACGUCACGCAGCUGGAGAGGGACACCAUCCUCGUCUGCCUCGAUCGGUGUAUCAAGAUCGUUAACCUCCAGGGACGACUGAAAUCCAGCAGGAAAUUGUCGGCCGAGCUCACCUUCAACUUCCAGAUCGAGUCCACGGUUUGUCUCCAGGAUAGCGUGCUGGCCUUCUGGAGGCACGGCAUGCAGGGGCGGAGUUUCAAGACCAACGAGAUUACACAAGAGAUCUCAGACAGUACGCGUAUCUUCAGACUACUGGGAUCAGACAGACGAGACGACCACAAAGGUCACCAUGACAAAGGUGUUACUCUGCCAAGGGUGGUGGUGUUGGAGAGUCGGCCGACCGACAACCCGACGGCCCACAGCAACCUCUACAUCCUGGCAGGCCACGAAAACAGCUACUGACACACAACGCAACACACGUUCAUGCUAACAACCCCGCGUUAAGAGCCUAGCAACUAGCAAAGGGGAGUGCGCUCACCCCCUCCCUCCUCCUGCAACCCCCUCGCAUCCCCCGUUCACAGUGAGGCGCCGCGGUGCGUUCAAGGGCAGAUGACGAUGUAAGAAACACUCGCGCUCACGAUGCCCUCCCAGGAGGUUGGACCUCCACACCACUUGUACUACUUAGUUGUACACAUUGUGCUACUACUGCGGCCAUCUUGCACAGACCCCCCCCCCCCCCCCCUCCUUAAUCAAACCCCUCCCUCACUUUUAUUUAUUGUGGCAUGAUGUUAAUCCGCCAGCAGGAUAACGACUCUCCUGUUUUUUAUCUGUGUGUUAAAAAAAAAAAGAAAAGAAAAAAAAGAGGAGAAGGCUUCCGGCCGCCUCCGCUUAGCAACAACAGCCACAUAAGUGCUUAACUGAUGUCUAUUUAAUUGAUGUACAUAUAAAUGUAGUAUUUUUGGACAGAUAUGAACACUAAAACUGCUCGUGUGUAGUUAGGCGCGUGCGUAGUUGCUCGGCACAAACAAAUAACGGCGGAAAGACGGACAGACGAGGGGAAGUAGGCGACUCUGGAGGAAGCGGAACUUGCGUAACCCGCAAACGUCGACUCACGUGGACCUUUGUUGAAAUGCCGACACAAGAUGACGACUUGCUCAUCCUGCACAGGUUUUUUUUUUUUGUUGUCAUUUUUAAACGUCUUUUUCUUAUGCAGUUCUGAUCAUAAAGCUUUUUAUGUUUUUUUAUUUGAACCACUGGUGUUAAAACAUUUGCACAGAGAAUAGGGUGUUUGCGAAAAAAAUGUGAUGUCAUGCCUGCGGAAGUGAGUGUGUGUAUUAUGAAUGUGCGUCUGUACAAACAUUUUGUCCUUAGCAGGCUACACGUCAGUCCCCCCAGUGAAUAACAACUGAAGUUUUUUGUCACAAUAUCGACAUCGAAACUUAAAGGAGCUUCAUGAUUAAAACAAUUCCGUAAGAUUGAAAGGGAGACUUACACAAGUCGCGUCACAUGUGUCCGUACACAGAGCUCACGUUAGUAUAAAAGUUUUAAACUUCUUAAAACAAGCUCCUCGUAAAUUGAUUUACUUACAUAAAAACAUGAAGCUCAUUUCUCAACCCUUUGGCAAUUUUGGUUCAAAUUAUUUCUUGGAAAACUUAAAAGGAUAAAAUAGAACACUCCUUCCCAUAAAUUUAAAUGACACUUAUGAAACCUCAAACAAUACUCGAAUUGAAACAAAAAAUAUUGCCUCUUCACGUUUGUUUUUUGUUUUAUUUUUUUUAAUUUGACAUAUUUGUGUUUUUUCAUGUUUCGGAUCAUGUGAUUUCAGCUUAAGUUUUCAAAUAAAUUAAAAUUUUACAAGUAAAUAGAAAUUCAAAACGACCUUAAUGAAACCAUUUUGACAAGAUACUGAAUCCUGUACUUUCCUCUAAUAGUGGCCUGGAGCAAAUGCAAUUAUGUGCAGUGUGUCUCAAAGAGAGCAAAUGAAAAAUUGUUCAUCAUCAUAUAUAUUUCAAAACGUUUCCCAUAAUUAUACUUAAAUCAAAUAAUAUAUUGCACUAUAGUAAUAUAUAAUGCACACACAUUGAAACACGAUUCACAGCCACCGGUCAUAUCAGCUACUUUUUUGGGGAAGUUUUUUUUUUUGUUCAUUUUGAUGACAGACUUGGUGAUUAAUUGAGUCACGGUGUCUGUCAGAGGCGAGGCCAUUAUUUGAGGAAAUGCGAUGUCCCCAAAAACUAGCCUAUCAUUUUUUUUUAAGCUGUGAAAUAUCAAGUAUAAGAAAACUAAAUAUUUCCAAAACUUAAUCUCCACGAAUGAUCACUCCACUUGCAUGUUGCAAAUUUUUUUAACCAACUCCAAUUAUAAAUUAAAAAAAAAAAAAAGUUUCACAUUCCAUACAUGGAUGUUAAAAUGUGGAUUUGACUCAUUUCAUGUGAUAAGCACCCAGUGUCAAUUUGGAUUCAGUCGGCCUUGUGACGUUGCGGCUUUGCAACGCCACAUUUGACAGCACGAAUGAGACAUUCCACCGAAAUGUGUUUUGAAUUCAUCUCCUUUUACAUGACUUUAACCACCCAGCAUAUUUAACGUGAUCACUGACACAACCAACACACUAAAAUGUCUCGGCCCUUCCGUUCUGUUCUGACGCUUUUGUUGAUAUUGACCUCACACACGUUGCUUUGUUUGUUUUUCACGAUGCGAUGCGCACAUCAUGACAUGUAUAUAGUGUAAAAUAAAAUUGGGUUUGUUUUACAUACUGUACAAUUGCCUAUAUUUUGUUUUGAGAAGUGUAACAAGAUUUAUGAGGAUGAGAGGUUAACGCAUUAAAAAAAAGGAUGUCACGCCUUGA
Molecule: messenger RNA, 5541 nt
Organism: Syngnathus typhle (broad-nosed pipefish)
Lineage: Eukaryota; Metazoa; Chordata; Actinopteri; Syngnathiformes; Syngnathidae
Product: mitogen-activated protein kinase kinase kinase kinase 3-like
Exons: 35
Coding region: 174-3158 (994 amino acids)
Biological process (GO): protein phosphorylation
Molecular function (GO): ATP binding; MAP kinase kinase kinase kinase activity
Source: RefSeq, a predicted model, not a curated record